Poecile atricapillus (Black-capped chickadee) is the source of this 2088-nucleotide messenger RNA. It is a transcript of the gene RAB25, whose product is annotated as RAB25, member RAS oncogene family. Gene Ontology annotation, molecular function: GTP binding; GTPase activity. The record is from RefSeq and is a predicted model, not a curated record. Lineage: Eukaryota; Metazoa; Chordata; Aves; Passeriformes; Paridae. The transcript is spliced from 5 exons. Gene Ontology annotation, cellular component: recycling endosome. Bases 740 to 1381 code for a protein of 213 amino acids. Gene Ontology annotation, biological process: exocytosis.
CGAGCCCCUGCACAACCCUGCUGGUCACACUGGAUAGCUGGAGGUGGUGGGGGCUCCUUCCCGUCCCAGUUUCCCAGGCUUUCACACGAUGGCAGCAGAGGCGAGGGAACAUUCACAGCGGCGGGAGCCGGGCUGAGUGAGGGUUCUGCUCCUGGCACAGCUGCCCUCGCUGCCAUCCUGCUCUGCCCAUGCUGCCCCGGUCUGCUUUGCUGCCAUCGCAGCACACGCUGCCCUCCAUGCCAUCGCUGUCCUUUGUCCCCGCCCGUGCCACCUUCACUGCGCACGCUGCCCGUGUCGCCCCCGCUGUCCUGUGCCCGCUCCCCCGCCUGCCCACGCUGCCCUCGCACCCCUCCCUGCCCGUGUUCCCCACUCAGUUCUCGCUGCCCCAGCCUGCCCCGCACUCAGGAUCAGGCCCUGGCUCCUCCUCCAGCCCCGUGACGGUCCCAGAGGUGACACUACCUGCCCAACCUGUGCUGCGACACCCAGUCCCACCCCUUGAGUCAAGCGGCCGCGCUGUCGCCAGCUUGUCUUCUGUCGCUGCUGCUGUCCCAGACCCUCCGCGCUCCCCUGGACCCGCUUCGCUCCCGCUCGCUCCUCGACAGAAAGGGACCUCUGGUCGCUCCGUGUCCUCCCUCGGCGCCUCCGGGAGCCCGGCCCGCUCCGCCGCCUGCUUGAGGCUCGGCAGCGGGAAGGAGGAAACCCAGGGCGGCCCUGCGAGGGCAGGCGGCAGCCGAGCGACAUGAGCAGCGCCGAGGAGGACUACAACUUUGUCUUCAAGGUCGUCCUGAUCGGGGAGUCUGGGGUGGGAAAAACAAACCUGCUCUCUCGUUUUACCCGCAACGAGUUCAACCAUGACAGCCGCACCACCAUCGGCGUGGAGUUCUCCACGCGCACAAUCCUGGUGGGAGAUGCCGUGGUGAAGGCUCAGAUCUGGGACACUGCUGGACUGGAGCGCUACCGUGCCAUCACCUCAGCGUAUUACCGGGGGGCUGUGGGUGCCCUGGUCGUGUUUGAUAUCACCAAGCACCAGACAUACGAUGUGGUGGACCGCUGGCUGAAGGAGCUGUACGACCAUGCCGAGGCUAGCAUCAUUGUCAUGCUGGUGGGAAACAAGACUGACCUCGCACAGGCUCGAGAGGUGCCCAUGGAAGAGGCGAAAAUGUUUGCAGACAACAACGGGCUGCUGUUUGUUGAGACCUCGGCGCUGGACUCCACCAAUGUUGAGGAAGCAUUUGAGACCAUCCUGAAGGAAAUCUUCUACAAAGUGCAGAAGCAGAAGCAGAGGAGCAGCCAAAGCAACACGGUGUCACUUGCCAGUGAGAACCCUGAAGGCAUGGCCCCAGCACAGGCGGAGAGGCGCCCGUGCUGUGUGGCCCUCUGAGCCACUGGGCAACCUGGGAACUCUCCCAGGGACCCCCACAGCCCCGGGACACACCAGUGGCCACCAGCACAGGCUGGUGUCACCCUGUCUGCAGCGCCACUCCUGUCCUGGUGCAGUGGGGACCAGCAGCCUGGGCAGGGGCCAAAUUCUGCCAUAAACAGUGAGAAGUGCCAGUUCCAGGAGCUCUUCUCUCUCUGUUUCAUUUUUGCUGAGCCCUGAUUAGCAUCACCACUAUCACGCACCGUUUCAGCCCUUCUUGACCUCCAGGGGAAGGGGCCCAGGACACCCCUAAGGCACCUCUGGGGAAGAAGCCAGGAGGUUCUGGGCAGAUGAUGCCAGCUACAGGAGCCUCUCUGAUUGCCUCUGGCCCUGGGCUUGCUCCUGUAGGGCCACCCUGUGCUGUGCACUAAGGAUGUGGCUGACCAACAGGCACCUGUCCCACCAGGGACUGCUCUGGGGUUGAUCCAAGCCCUGGGGUGUGAAGUGGCAGCACUCAGCCCUUGAGCCUGUCUCAUCCCUAGACAUCUGUCCCAUCCCUAGACAUGGGGCACGUGUGGCAGCAGGACCAAACAAAGGUGCCUGCUUGGCACCUGUCUGCAUGGUGGGACAGAGCUGAGCACAGGGCCCAGUGCCAUGGGGCCGGGAGCAGCUCUGUGUCCAGCACGGGUGUGAUGCAAUCAUUAAAGGACUUGUGAAAUGCAGGUUUA